Cetraspora pellucida is the source of this 672-nucleotide messenger RNA. Lineage: Eukaryota; Fungi; Glomeromycota; Glomeromycetes; Diversisporales; Gigasporaceae. The record is from the annotation of a GenBank genome assembly.
AUGCUUACUGAUUUUUUAGCUGCAUUCAAACAAGUGCUUGGUGCUCAUAAGGAAGCUGAAAAUAUUUCUGCAUACAAGGAGCUUGUUUACUCCUCUUGUUUUACUUUCAAGAACUCUAUUAAAAAUCAAGCAGCUAAUUUUAGUGAUAAUGGGUUGUGUUAUUUUAAAUUAUUAUGUUUUGAGAAACCUGAUACUAUACAUUGGAUAUAUUAUGAUGGCUGUAUACUUACUUGCAGUUGUUAUAACUUUAAGUUUGCUAAAAUAGAUUCAUCUGAAUUAGAGCUUAUAAGAGCUUAUAUUAAUUUUUACAACCACUCACAAACUCAAGCUUUAGGAACUCUAGCAUUAGAAGAAUCUUUUAGUAAAUAUGUCUCCAAACUUCAAUAUAUGCAGAUUAAUCAAUUAUUAAAAGAAAUCACAAGUAAGAUUGUAGCUAAUCCUAAUAAAUAUGUGGACUUUAGAUUGUAUCUUGAGAAAUAUUUGAAAGCUUUAUAUAUUAAUGUUAACAAUAGUUCAAAUUCAAUCUAUGUAGAGAAUGUGAUAGCAUCUUUACAACUUCUAGCAAUUAACAAUUCCCCUAAGAGCAAAACAGUUGAAAGGCCAAAGAAAGAAAGAAUCAGAUCUCAAAAAAAGAAUACAUCUGUAGCUGUAGUGAAAAAGAAGCAUGGUUGA